Molecule: messenger RNA, 4824 nt
Organism: Lagopus leucura (white-tailed ptarmigan)
Lineage: Eukaryota; Metazoa; Chordata; Aves; Galliformes; Phasianidae
Gene: CRTAC1
Product: cartilage acidic protein 1
Exons: 12
Coding region: 2465-4729 (754 amino acids)
Biological process (GO): axonal fasciculation
Molecular function (GO): calcium ion binding
Source: RefSeq, a predicted model, not a curated record
UUGGGAAUGUCCCCACUUGGUCACUGUGGGGCUGGAGGGGUCCCUCUGCCCCUCCACCUGUGCAGGAAGGGGCUGGCUGCGCGGUACCACGGCUGAGCCCCCCCCAAGGACCCGAUGUCCCUUCGGGCUGAGCUGCGAGAUAAGGUGACUGCUUGUCUCCAUACUGCAUGAGCUGCUGCUGGCUGAGCCCCAGCGUGCUGGGUCCGGUGCUGAGCAUGGGAGAGAACAGGGACCAUCUCUGCUUGGGAACUGCAGGCGUGAAGUCCAUUGGGAGCAUCCAUGGCAGCAUGCACACAGGGACCAGGUCCUGUGUGAGGGGUGUGAGGUGCACGGCGCUGAGGCCACAGCAGUGAGACCAGGGCUUGUGGCUUCGGCCAGAGCACAGGCACUGCAGAAUCAGGGCUGCUUGGGGCUCUGGCAUCCCUGGGAUACCACAGCCCCUCUGGGACAGAGGAGACUGAGUGCAGGAUGCCUCUCACCUGUCCUCUACCCUGGCAGGUUUGGCUGUGGUGGCCUGGGAAUGAUGGGAAGGGGGAUAUGGUGUCACUGGGACACAUGAAGCAUGAUGUCAUGCAGUGCUGUGAUGUUACCAUGCUGUCACUGCUGUGAGGUGGCUUUGGGGUGUGGUGGGGCUCCUGCGCAAUGUCGCACGAUGUUGUGGCAGUGCUGGGCCGGGAUGGGAUGUGGCCCGGGAUGGGAUGUUGCUGCAGUGGUGAUGCAUGACACUGGGGACACGCAGCAUGGCGGCAGCAAUGUCAUGGGGACGGGGCGGCCAUGCAAGUGGCCAACUCCCACGUCCCCAUGAUGUGUGCUGGGGACCACAGCCAUGUACGUGAGGAGCCCUGGGGCAGCAUCUCCCUACCUGCGCUAACAGGUCUGUGGGGUGUGACCUUCCUAGGUUUGUGUACCCAGGCGUUGCCCUCACCCCAUCCCAUUCUACCCUCAGGCUACUUUUGGCAGCAGCCUUGCAUGGGGAUGGCAGUGCCAGGGAGCAGCUGUUAGGCCAGCACUACAUUCCUGCGCUACCCAGUUGUGCCCUGUGUGGGCAUCCAUGGCACUCCUGACUUGCUCCCAUCUUCCCUCUGUCCCUUCUGACCACUUCAGCUCCCUGCCACCAGGUUUAGCCAUGCUGAGCAGGAGUCCCAGUGUGACUGCAGCACCUGGAGUGACCUUGCCACUAGAUGCCAAGACAUGAGCUGGGACAGGAGAGAGCUGAGCUCUGCCAUAGGCAUAAAAGCAGGACCCUGUUGCCUCAAACAUCCUUGUGCUGUGCUGGAAGCCACAGGGCCUCUUGCAUUCAGUACACUGAGCCUGGGCCUCCGUCCCUUUUCCCAAAACAGCCUGGCUCUGGGCCGGGCAGCCCCCACCAUGGCACCCAGAACCGGAUCCGUGGGGAAGAGCCUUUUGUUUCCAAUCAGGAACAUUGUUUCCUCCUGGAAAAGCUUCCUCCAGCUUGGAGGGAUUCCGGCUGCAGCUGGAUGGAGUGGGGGUGUGCCUGGGGAGUGGGCCAAGCUGCAGGGAACGGGAGCUGGAGGGGAUACAGAGCCCCAUUGAUGGCAUGGGGACUGUUCCCUGGAGGGGCACCAGGCAAGGGAAUGCUGCACCAUGCUGGCUGGGGACAGAGAUGGAGGUUGGGAAAUCAGAGGACAACCCUAUGCCCAUGUCUAUAUGAAUGGGCAGAUGCUCUGUGCCUUGUCCCCACGCUUCCCAGAUAAACCUUGGGGUAAGAUCCUUGGAGCCUUCUCCCUUCCCCAGGAGGCAGCAGCAGGCUGGUGGUGACAAUCUACCAAGGUCCAAGAAUAGGGCAUCUUCCCUUCUCCAAGCUGGCCACACAGGGCCAAUGGCAUGAGGACAGGCUGACAGUGAGACUGGUCACCUUUCCCCACUGCUUGUCUUUUGGGGGAUGCUCCUAAAGAAUUUGGAACAGCUCUGUCAUGGCCACACGGGGUAGUGCCCCUUGCUGGACUUGAUUGACACAGCUGGUGCCAUGCAGCUGGACUUUUCUGGAGGGGACUGCCCAGCCCACAGUGAGUGCAGCAGUCCUGAGUGCCACCUCACUUGUCACCCAGUCUAAAGCCGGGUCAGAGCCAGCUCCAAAGCUCUGCAGCCUUGCCAGCAGAGCUGGCAGCCACAGUCCUCCGCAGUCCAGGUUAAUUGAGCCUCUUCUCCCAGUCUCCUGUCACCUUUCCAUGGCUGCAGCCCUGUGCAGACAACCCCCCCCCACAGUCCCCAAGAGAAACAGUGAUGGCAGGAUGGGGAAACUAAGGCAUGUUGGAGCCGCACAGAAAUGCCUGAGGUCUCGGGGCUGGAGAAUCGAAGGGUUGUGCAUUACUGAGUGGGGUGGAUGGUGAGUGGUGGAGGAAGAAUAACUCAUACAGGGAUGAUGCUCGGGCUCCGUGGAAUGGGAUCUUGGUGGUGCAACCAGCAGAGCUGAGUGGCUGCAGGUCUGUCUCAGGUGCCUAGGAUGCUGGCGCUGUGCCUGCUGUCCCUGGCCUGGCUCAGUGAGGGCUCCCAGCGCAGUGAGCCCAUGUUCACCGCCGUCACCCACCAACUGCUCCCGCCUGACUACGACAGCAACCCCACACAGCUCAACUACGGCGUGGCUGUCACUGACCUGGAUGCUGAUGGCAGCUUUGAGAUCGUGGUGGCUGGAUACAAUGGCCCCAACCUGGUGCUCAAGUAUGACAAGACACGGGGCCGGCUGGUCAACGUGGCAGAGGACGAGUACAGCUCCCCUUACUAUGCGCUGCGGGACCGGCCAGGCAAUGCUAUCGGUGUGACAGCGUGUGACAUCGACGGGGAUGGCCGUGAGGAAAUCUACUUCCUCAACACCAACAAUGCCUUCUCUGGCAUGGCCACCUACACGGAUAAGCUCUUCAAACUCCGCAACGGGCGCUGGGAGGACCUGCUGAGCGACGAAGUGAACCGUGACGUGGCCAGCCGCUUCGCCGGGCGCUCUGUCGCCUGUGUGGACCGCACGGGGUCGGGCAGGUACUCUAUCUACAUCGCCAACUACGCCAGCGGCAAAGUGGGCCCACAUGCGCUGCUGGAGAUGGACGUGGCUGCUAGUGACCCUGCCCGUGGCAUCGUGGUGCUGGUGGACGUGGCCGCCCAGGCUGGUGUCAGCAAGUACACAGGGGGCCGUGGUGUGGCUGUAGGCCCCAUCCUGAGUGACAGUGCUUCUGACAUCUUCUGCGGGAAUGAGAACAGCCCCAACUUCCUCUUCCACAACCGUGGGGAUGGGACAUACCAGGACGUGGCAGCUGUGGUAGGGCUGGAUGACCCCUACCAGCAUGGACGUGGUGUGGCACUGGCUGACUUCAACCGUGAUGGCCGUGUGGACAUUGUCUAUGGCAACUGGAAUGGGCCGCACCGCCUCUACCUCCAGGCAGGGGCCCCCGGGCGCAUCAAAUUUCGGGACAUUGCCACUCCCAAGUUCUCCAUGCCAUCCCCCGUCCGCACUGUCAUCGCUGCUGACUUUGACAAUGAUCAGGAGCUGGAGGUCUUCUUCAACAACAUUGCCUACCGCGGCUCCUCCGCUAAUCGCCUGUUCCGGCUCAUCCGCAGGGAGCACUCAGACCCCAUUGUAGAAGAGCUGAACCCGGGGGAUGCGCUGGAGCCCGAGGGACGGGGCACUGGGGGUGCGGUGACAGACUUUGAUGGCGAUGGGAUGCUGGAUCUGAUCCUAUCCCACGGCGAGUCCAUGGCACAGCCACUCUCCAUCUUCAAGAGCACCCAGGGUGCUGGCAACAACUGGCUGCGGGUUGUGCCACGCACCCGCUUUGGGGCCUUUGCACGAGGAGCCAAGGUGGUGCUGUUCACACGACGCAGCGGUGCCCACCUGCGCAUCAUUGAUGGCGGCUCAGGGUACCUGUGUGAAAUGGAGCCCGUGGCACACUUUGGACUGGGACGUGACGAAGCCAGCAGCCUGGAGGUGACGUGGCCCGACGGCCGUGUUCUGGUGCGAGCGGUGGCCAGCAGUGAGACCAACUCUGUCCUGGAGGUCCCCUAUCCACGAGACACAGAGAAACCACCGAUGCCCACCCUGCUGGAGACACCAACGAGUGUGCUGAGUUCCCCUUUGUCUGCCCCCGGGAGAAGCCCAUCUGCAUCAACACCUAUGGCGGGUACCGCUGCCGCAGCAACAAGCGCUGUGCUCGUGGCUUCGAGCCCAAUGAGGAUGGCACAGCAUGUGUGGGUGAGUGAUGGUGGUGAUACACUGGAGCAGCACCUUGGGAUGGUGAUGUACCCACCCAGGCACAGCCACCCCUGCACCCUCCAGUGGUUGCCUAUGCCCCAGCCCCACAGCUACGUGCCUCCGUGUCUGCUGGUCCCGUGCCACCCACUUGCUGCUGAUCACCCAACUCUCUUUCUUUCCUGCUCCUUUUCUCAUUCUCCGUGCAGCUCAGGUGGCCUUUUUUGGGGGAUACCCCUCCACCGGGAGCUGGCCCUGGGCCCCCCAACGCAUUCUCCUCUCUCUGGGCUUCGGACUCUGCCUUUGCCUCUAUGCACUUUAACCCUGCCUGUAACACCCAAGCAGCCUUGGCGAAGGAGCAGCCAGCCUCUGUCUGUCUCUUUUUCUCUCUCCCCAUGUGGAACUGCCCUGGAUGGGCAAGGGACCACAGCAUCGUCCCCACACUGCAGCCCAGGACUGAAGCCCCAGCACUCCCCCCGCAUCGCUGGCUCCGUCGCCUCGAUCCCGUGCCAUGUGCCUGCUGGUUUGGCCUGAGCCACGUGUGCUUUUCAAGUCCCCUCUGCUCGGGGGGAGGCAACCCCAGCAGAGGAGGCUCCCCCCAGCCUAUCAGGGGAAAGUCCCCUCAGUUU